UCCCUUGCCUUUCAUUUUUUCUUCUUUUUCUAAUUUUUCCUUCUUUUUUCCUUCUUGCCCUUCUUUUUCCUUCUCUCCUUCCUCAAACAGACUAUUGUUCCCUAGCUUCAUGAAUUAAAAUUUUAAAAAGAUGUUUUUUUUUAAUUUAUAGAAAUAAAAAGUUCAAAAUAACUGCAUAAUAGCAAAUGACCCUUGUGGCCCUACAGAGAUAUGUGACCUCUGUCAGCUAUAAAAGAAAAUAAAUAUGCACUUUAACCAAGAGUGGGUGAAAGGUGCAUCUUUGGCCCUUGGGGAUAUUCUUUGACCACUUCCCUAUUUGCACUGCCUGUUUAGCUGUCUACUUUUUCACAAAAAUAAUAUGUCAGUGAUGAGAGAGGAACAAUGAGAACAAAUCAAGAGGAAUUUGUACUUACAGAAGGGAGAUCAAGGUGUAUCUCCAGUUGGCUGCCGUCCUGGUGUCCCACCUCACUCUCCCAUCUUAUAAAAUCAGAAGACAGAAUCCUGAAACCCAUCAAAGUGAAGUUUACUCAAGGACAUGUUCCCAUUUCUAAUGGCAACUACAUUUGGACGCUGGGCUUUAAUGAAGUAGAGUGCUCAUCUGACCUCUCAACCACUGGGGUUCAACAACUUAAGGUCCCAUUAGUGCUACUACAUGGUUUUGGGGGUGGAGUGGGUCUCUGGGUGAAAAACCUAUCUGCCUUUGCAGGGGAAGGAAGGCCUGUGUACGCACUGGACAUGCUGGGAUUUGGACGCAGCAGUCGACCAACCUUUGGUAGGGAUGCCAAGGAUGCAGAGGAGCAGUUUGUACAAUCCCUGGAGGACUGGAGAAAGGCAGAAGGGUUGGAACAUAUGAUUCUCCUGGGCCAUGAUCUUGGAGGAUAUGUGUCUACUGCCUAUGCCCUGAAAUAUCCUCACAGAUUGAAGCACUUGGUGUUGGUGGAGCCAUGGGGUUUUGCAGCAAGACCAAAUGUUCAGGAGCGUUGGGUUCCCAUUUGGAUUAAAGCCUUUGGGGCAGCAAUGAAUCCAUUCAACCCUCUUGGUCCGCUUAGGCUGGCAGGCCCACUGGGUCCUUUGUUGCUGCAGGUUUUGCGAUCAGAUUUUAAGCAGAAAUAUGCUUCUGUAUUUGCCGACGACACUGUGGCUGAUUACAUAUACCAUGUAAAUGCACAAACGGCCAGUGGUGAGACAGCAUUUAAAAACAUGACAAUCCCAUACGGAUGGCCUCAGCACCCCAUGAUGGAACAAGUGGAGAAGAUCAGUCCCUCUCUUCCAAUGACUUUCAUCUACGGAUCACGUUCCAGCAUUGAAGGCCAAUCAGGAAAAGCCAUUCAAGAAAUGAGACCAAAUUCGCAAACAAAAAUCAUAGUUAUCCAGGGUGCAGGUCACUACGUAUUUGCAGACCAAUCAGAAGACUUCAACCAGGCUGUGCUCAAGAUAUGCAAUAAUGAAUGCUGAGAGAAGAGAAAACAUGAGUCAGGUCCUGAUUAGGAGACAACAAGCACAUGAAGCUUUGUGCCGUGCUGCUUAUAUUUAUCAAGCAGUAAAAAUGCCCCUUCCCACGGUGUGCUGGAACGACAUUCUCCCACAGCACUUUACAGAUGAUGAAUGGAAUGAGAAUUUUAGAAUGACACAACAGUCAUUUAUUACACUAUAUUUAACAACAACAGCUCGUUCUAUGUGUCAACGUCAUUAUGCCAUUUCUACGUCACUGUACAUGUGCAGUAUUUUACAGUUUCGGGUUUCAAUCUAAUCAAGUGUUUACAUGUCCUAUCGAAUGGAAUAGAAAACAGUUUAAACCACCCCUAACAAUCCGAAUGAAAUUUCAUUCGGAUUUGGCCAAUUCAUUUUUAUUGAUGAGGUUACAUGUGACUAUUUUAUUCUGACUGUGAUACUCAUCUGAUUACAAAUGGAUUAUUAGGGUCCAUGUAAACACAGCUACUUAUAAAGACAGUCACUUGCUUUGUCCCUGAAUGAAUCAGCAGUUUUGAGCGAAUCAUUUGACUGAAUGAUUCAAUGACUCACUCUUUAAGAAAAUGAUUUGCUGCCACCUUCUGGCAAUCUCAGUUUCAUAUUUAACCCUCCUAUUAACUUUGGGGUCUACUGGCGCUUUUCCACUGCAUGGUACGGCACGGCAUGGCUCGGUUCAGCUCGCUUUGCUCGGUUUGCUUUUCCACUGCAGUUUAGUACUGCUUCAAAGUGUGUGGGAUUAUAGACUGAUAGUUAUAGUUGCACUACCUCUACUACCGUGAUCCGCUCCUCAGCUACCAGCAAGAGGAACAUCUGCACCUUGUCUACAGACCACAAUACAGCCAUUUCUUUUUUCAAGUUGCGUGUGACGGUCAUUUAAAGUAAGUUGUUUAAAAAAGUCGUGUAAGCAAAUGAUACUACAGGUGGGUGUUGCUGACUAUUUAAAUCUAGCGGGUUUGGUGUAUCGUGUCGUAAAUCCAAUGACGCUGGUAGUGACAAUUCUCUCUGACCAAUCAGUGAUCUGCAGUGUUUACACGUGACGUCACAUUUUAGUAUUAGUACAGCUCGCUUGGAACCUCAACCAAAGCGGUACUAUGUAAGCGAGCCGUACCAUGCAGUGGAAAAGCGCCAAAAAGUGAGCUGUACCAUGCAGCGGAAAAGCGCUAAAGCAAGCAGUACCGAGCCAUACCAUGCAGUGGAAAAGUCAUAUUUGACCCCAUGCGAUGUUUAACGUUUUUGCUUAAGGGUGUACUCACACUAGGCACAGUUGCCUUGAACCAAGCGCGAUUGCCUUUAAUGUUCCGGGCCAAACCACGCUUACGUCAUAUACGAUGCAACUUUUUGUAUGGAAGAAAACAGGAAGAAAGCACUUUCUCUAAGAUACUGCCUAAUAGAUUUAUCAUUUAUGCCGCACACUGAUUUUCACUUGCACGUAUCAGAGGAUUAUUAUGAAGGCAGCUGACGUUGAUGGUGGAAUUUGCAGCUUUACUCGCAAACUACAAUUCCUGUUCAUCAAUAAGGUGAGAUCCAGACCCAUUAUAAGCCCAAAUACACUCAAAUUAUAAUACACGAAUGGUGCGAUCACACAAAUGAACCGGGCUUUGGGGGUCAAAUGUGCUCGGGCACGGUUCCGAGCGCCUAGUAUGAGUACACCCUAAUAUUUAAUGACUUUUCCUCAUUUAAUGGGAACAACUGGGUAAACAUAAAAUUAACAUGAUGAUAUGUUUUCAGUGUCCUCUACACAUUUUGUAGCAUUUCUGUUCUUUCUGUGUUUCAAUUUGAGAAAUAUCAAAAUUUUACACAUAUUUGUUUUGGUUGUUUUGGAUAAUAAUGAGAUUAUUAUAACAUGCAAAUUAUCUACAAACAACUUCCCUCUGCUUUAGGGCCCUAACCAAUCAUAACCAUACCUGUAGUAUUGCGAGAACUACUUUCAAAAUAAUGGGGGAUAUCACGAGAACUUAGAUGGGGAGAACCCUAACGCUACAUUCACACGGUGCGUCGGUGUCAACAGGCUUGUUUGAGAUGAACAAAUUCUGCGCAGAACAGAUCACCGGUGAUCACCGCAAGAUGCAUGGCGGUUAGAAAUGUGUCUGAGGGUGGGCCGCCUUGCUCUGAUGUCAUGCCGACGUGUGUCAAAAACCUCUCGAGGCGAGGCGGCCUCAUCGGAUUUUGCCAGGCACGUGCACAGGUAGGGCUCAACCUGUGCAGAGCACAUGCCCUUUUUGUCCUUACACUCCGAAGUGCCCUUUUUUGGGAGGUGUUUUAUUUUAUAAAAAUUUAUAAAAAUUUAUUUAUUUUUUUUAAGGGGGGUGCCCUUUUUCAGUUUCAGCACAUGCCCCUCAAAAGGUCUGUGCACGGCCCUGGAUUCUGCAGUCGAGCGCAGUUGCUCUCCACCGACUGCUCUGACCAAAAGCAUGAUGGGAAACGACUUGAUGACGACACAGCUUAAUGCUCAUUGGUUUAAACAACCAUGAUGUAUUGAUCUCUUUUAAAAUGUUUCAUUUUAAAACUCUAAUAUCAUGUUUUUAUGUGUAAAAAUAAUGUGCGAAUAUUCCCAAACUCUCUGACAGUGCGAUCUCUCUAUGGGUUAUGUGAUUGUUGUCAUUUAUAAAAAAUAUAUAAAAACAUGUCUAUAAUUAAAGUAAAAAUGAUU
Ctenopharyngodon idella (grass carp) is the source of this 4120-nucleotide messenger RNA. It is a transcript of the gene abhd5b, whose product is annotated as 1-acylglycerol-3-phosphate O-acyltransferase ABHD5. Bases 382 to 1455 code for a protein of 357 amino acids. Gene Ontology annotation, cellular component: lipid droplet. Gene Ontology annotation, biological process: negative regulation of triglyceride storage; positive regulation of triglyceride catabolic process. The transcript is spliced from 8 exons. The record is from RefSeq and is a predicted model, not a curated record. NCBI's taxonomy places the organism in Eukaryota, Metazoa, Chordata, Actinopteri, Cypriniformes, Xenocyprididae. Gene Ontology annotation, molecular function: catalytic activity.